AUGUGGUAUGAGAAGGAAUUUGAAAUGGGUUUGAAGGAGAGCAGGGAAGUAAGGGUGUCUGAUGACUGGUUUUGGACAGGAGGGGAAGAAGGUCCUCCUGAAGGGAUAAUCUCUCCCCUAGCUCACUCCUGGGAGUCCCAGGUGUCCUUGUGUGCAGGAACCCUUCAGCUUCUUGCUGCAGAGCCUUUGGGUUUCACCAGCCAGAAAGAAGAGAUACACAUCCGCUGUGAGGAAGUGUUUGGCAUCUUGGGAGAAAAUUUUACUUUUCCAGUAAAAAUCGACAAAAAACUAAUGGAAAUUACUUGGAAGAAAAACAAAGAUAAAGUUGCUGAAUCGGAUCAAGGCCAAACAGAGUAUUUUCCUUCUUUCCAGAACAGAGUAUUACUUAACGAGGAGACUGGCAGCUUGACCAUAUUUAACUUGGAGAAGAAAGAUGCUGCCACAUAUGCAUUAGAGUACUUGCCUUCUGAUGAAAAAACUCUCAUCUUAACCUUUAUACUUACUGUCUUAGAUCCCCCUUCUGCACCUACAAUAAGUUGCAACAUCAGUGGUGACGACCUUGUGUUAAAAUGUGGAACAGAUUUCAAGGAACCUCUGACUUAUAGUUGGAAGUUCAGUAGCAUAGCAGACUAUAAGCAGCACCAAGAUGUUGUCAUCCUUAACAAGUGGAAAGUUGAUGCUUCAGAGAAAGUGGCAUGUUUCAUUAAAGUCUCUCAAACAGAAAAGAGCUCUGAAUUCUCUUUGGCUGAAUGCUUCCCAGGGGACACAUAUCACAAAAGAAGGAGAGAUGGUCUUAUUGUGGCUUUUGUUGUCUUGCCAAUUGCAGUUGCGGUAAUAUCAGUGUUCUUGUACAAAAGAGUUAGGUGUGGAUCUAAAAGAGGAAGAUGUAAAAACAGUCAUCAGACGAAUGGCUCAGGAGAAGAGAUGAAAAUUUUAAAUCAAGAGAGCCAAGAUCAAUCCAUUUCAGAUGUCUGCACUGCCCAGAAGAGCAGCCCGAGUGCCAGGCCGGCAGCUGAGCAUGGCGUAAACGAGAGCGGUGCCUCCCAGGUCGCAGGGGAUGGAAGCGGGCAGCGUCUGAGUGGCUCUCGCAGCCCCAGCGAAGGAGAUGUCUGCACUGCCCAGAAGAGCAGCCCGAGGGCCAGGCCGGCAGCUGAGCAUGGCGUAAACGAGAGCGGUGCCUCCCAGGUCGCAGGGGAUGGAAGCGGGCAGCGUCUGAGUGGCUCUCGCAGCCCCAGCGAAGGAGAUCUUAAGUCAUAAACAGAUAAUUGCCGUGUGGACCAAACAGCGUUUUGACCGAAUGGAAGAGAAGUGAUUGAAUUAAGUGGUGAAAGAGCCACUGUCUUUUUUUCUUGGAGGUUUUCCAUUAGCACUGAAAUCAUCCAUAAAGAAGUGUUUUGAAGACUGAUUGAGCUGCUUCCAGUGCCUGUUUUUUUUUUUUCUUGGAAUGGACGGCCUCCUUUUUUGGUGUCACUGCAUGAAGAUAAACAGGCUGAAUCAUGGAAAAAAUCUCAUUUUGUAUUGUUUUGUAUCAAUUUCUAACAAACAGUGCUCUACUAAUACAAAAUAUAAGAGCCAAGGCUGCUAUUUUUAUAACUGAUAUUUAGAGAUUAACAGAGUUAUAUGCAUACACAUGAACGUGGAUGAAUGAAAAACUAAUCAGCUUUCUAUGCAACUUCAGAUCAGUACUUUUUACAGUCAGAAGAAAGAUGGUUCAUCCUUCAAUGGUUCCAAAUGGAUGGAAGUUUGCAUGUACUAGUUUCAGUUCUUCAGCAGUAACUCAAUGCUCCAGACAAAUAUUCUCCAAGAUAGCUGACUCCGGGAGUCAGCAGAAGGCUGACAAAUUGCGACCUUCUUCUGAUGAUGGCUGACUUCAUGAGAUAAAGCUACGGUUCAGUUUGAUCUUGCGUUGGAACAAAAGCUGUGGCUUUUAGCAGCGUUCUGGUUUUUUUUUUUUCUUGAACUUUUGAUAUUUUUUGCACUUUUAUGUCUUUGAGGGGGAUAGUUUUUUGUAUCUUAGGUUCUGCUUCACAUUAUUCUAAGAGAAUGACAACCUACUCAUUUUUGAAGAAUAAUAAUAUGUUUUUAGAUUGCUUGCGACUGGAGGGAAAAGUUGAAAGCCGAGCUCAUGUAUAUGCUGAGGCUCAGAAAGAGGCAAAGAGAAAAGAAUACCAUGGAUUACUGUUUUCAAAACAUCAAGAUAUGGUGCUUAAUUUGUGCCUUCUGCAUGGUGUUUUUUUUUCUGGAAGUUGAAAGCCAUUUCAGUUUGUGUUGAACUUGGUAUUUGUACAGAAGCAUGAAGGUUUGUCAAGAGAUCAGAAACUCCCCCUUUGUCUUCCCUGUUGGACUGUGAAUUAUCUGCAAGGCAGGAAUCAAAUCCUGCUCUGUGUAGUAGCGUAGGAACAUCCACACUCUUAGUACAAAGUAAUUGGUCAGGGAUUUGAUCUGUAAAUGGCUAGGAGUGGAAAGGGAUUUUGGCAUGGUGCUAAGUUCUGCUGUGCUACCUUGUCUGUAGGAAAUCUUCAGGUGAAGUAGUUGAUUAUUAAAUCUCUGAGCCAAUUCCCUUGCAGAUAAAGUCUACUUUUAGUACCUGUGAUCCAAUUUAAGGAAUUGGUCCUGAAUGGCAUGAUGUUAAGGCCUCAUGUUUAUGAAUAAGGCGGUGAAAAGACCAGAAGCAGAGAGGGAACGUGAAGCAGUUUUAGAAAUCAUAGGAAAAUUCGGGUUGGAAGGGACCUCAGGAGGUCAUAUAAUUAAUCCAAAUUCCUGCUCAAAGCAGAGUCAACACUGAAAUGAAAUCAAGUUACUCAACGUUGUCUAGGCUGGUCUUGAAAACUUCCAAGGAUGGAGACUGCACAGCUUUUCUGAGCAAUCUAUUUUACUGCCUGUCCUCAUGUUGAAGAAGCUUGUCCUCAUAUCUAGUCUGAAUCUCUCUUGUUUCAGCUUUUGCCUGUUUUCUCUUAUCCUUACCCCAUGCACCGCUGUGAAGAC
This is a messenger RNA of Struthio camelus australis, 2985 nucleotides long. The record is from RefSeq and is a predicted model, not a curated record. NCBI's taxonomy places the organism in Eukaryota, Metazoa, Chordata, Aves, Struthioniformes, Struthionidae.